CUCUCCCUCCUCCUGCUCUUUCUUUCUUCCUCCCCCUCUCCCCCCCCCUUCCUGUCUCAGUCUCAGGAUGGACGGGUUUCGUGUUGGAUUACUGAUAUUUUUUCUUCUGCAGUUCGACCUUUUUCUAGCUCUCUACGUUGCUGACAACACUGAUUCUCUCCAUCAGGUUCUGUCAGAGUUCGGUGUUGUUCGACCCAUUCAAACAGACUCAAAUGGGCGUUUUGUGUCAGCUUCAGUCUCCGCCCACCGCCUGCACCGUAACAGAAGACAUGCCCACACUGUUGGGGCCACACCCACUGUAGAUGAUGUCCAGAAGCAAAAAUGGAUCCAAAAGGACCCGCCCACAAACUGGAGGACGGGAAUACAAGGUGACAAAGAUGCAUACAUGAAAGGAGGCAGCUGGAGGGGGAGGAGCUAUUGGGAGGAACAGGUGGUGCAGCAGGAGGAGGGGCUUUUCUACAAUCUGACCAUAUUUGGCCGUGAGCUUCACCUCAGCCUGCGUCCAAACUCCAGGCUCAUGGCCCCGGGCGCCACCAUGGAGUGGUGGGAGGAGUCAGGACACAGACGCUCUCAACCAAUCAGAGGUACCAGCUGCUUCUACACAGGCAAGAUCACCAACAUGGAAGACACGUCUGUCGCCAUUAGCAACUGUGAUGGACUGGCAGGAAUGAUCCGGAUGGAUGGAGAGGAGUUCUUCAUCGAGCCACUGAACGGAGGAGAGGAAAUCGAAGAGGACAGGGAAGGAAGACAGCACGUUGUCUACCGCUCGUCUGCAAUCAUCAAACCAGCCGUCAAUCAAACUGCAGCUGUCAAUCAAAGUGUGGAGGACUUUGUGAGAGGUUCUCUUUCAGGCCCUCUGAGUAUGAACCAGGAUGUGUUGGGGUCAGGACCUGGAUCAGGUCGACGCCGGCGCCGCUUUGCUGGGGAGGCUGAACAGUUUAACAUCGAGGUGUUGUUGGCAGUGGAUUACUCCGUUCUUCUUUUCCAUGGCAGAGAGCAUAUUCAGAAAUACCUCCUGACUCUGAUGAACAUAGUUCAUGACAUCUAUCAGGAUCAUUCUUUAGGCUCCAGCAUCAACAUAGUUCUGGUUCGAAUCAUCUUGUUGUCUCCAACUCAGUCCCAGGAGCUGAUCUCUGUGGGCAAUGCUCAGAAGAGUCUGGAGAAUGUUUGUGGCUGGUCGUACCUUCAGCACAGGGAGCGGCUGAGUCACGCUGAGCAGCACGACCAUGCAAUCUACCUGACCAGGCAGGAGUUUGGACCCUCUGGCAUGCAGGGUUAUGCCCCGGUGACAGGAAUGUGUCAGCUGCACCGCAGCUGCACUCUGGUCCAGGAAGAUGGCUUCGCGUCUGCCUUCGUAGUUGCCCAUGAAACAGGACACGUGUUGGGCAUGGAGCACGACGGUGAGGCCAACGACUGCGGCGAUGAAGUAUCUUUGGGCAGCAUCAUGUCUCCACGGGUUCAGGCUGCCUUCCAUCAGUACCACUGGUCCCAGUGUAGCCGGCAGGAACUGUACCAGUACUUGCAUACGUAUGACUGUCUCCGUGAUGACCCGUUCCACUAUGACUGGCCGGCUCAGCCCCAGCUUCCCGGAUUUCUUUACUCCACGGACCAGCAGUGCAGCCUUGAGUUUGGACCUGGAUACAGUACCUGUACCGUGUACAUGACCUCUGAACCCUGUAAGCAGCUGCUGUGCAGUAGUUACAACUACCCCUUCUUCUGUCGGACCAAGAAGGGACUGCCUCUGGAUGGGACACCAUGUGGACUGGGGAAGCACUGCUUCAAGGGUGUCUGCAUAAACUUGACCCCUGACCUCCUGAGACAAGAUGGCGGCUGGAGCACGUGGAGUCCAUACGGCAGCUGUUCCAGGAGCUGUGGGGGCGGAGUCCAGUUUCGAACCAGACGCUGUGACAACCCGCUGCCAGCCAACAGGGGGCGCCCCUGUUUUGGAAACAUUCACGAGUUUCAGAUGUGCAGCCAAGAGGCGUGUCCUCCGCUAACAGACUUCAGAGAAGAACAGUGCAGAGUCUGGAAUGUGUUUUACCAACACGAAGGAAGAAAACAUCACUGGCUGCCAUACCAACACCCAGACCCGGAUGAGCGCUGUCAGCUGUACUGUCAGUCAAAGGAGACAAGGGUCAUAGUUUCCAUGAACAAAACGGUGCAUGAUGGGACGCCGUGCUCCUACAGCGACCCCUACAGUGUGUGCGUUGGCGGGGAGUGUGAGCACGUGGGCUGUGAUGGACAGAUCGCCUCGGACCAACAGGACGAUCGCUGCGGAGUUUGUGGGGGAGACAAUUCCAGCUGCAAAAUAAUCAAAGGGAACUUCACCCGGAGUGCCAAAAAGCAGGGUUACCUAAAGAUCCUUGAGAUCCCCAAAGAAGCACGACACUUACUGAUCCACGAGGUUAAAGGAACUCUUCACCUUCUGGCACUAAAGAACCAGGAGACAGAUCACGUCUUCCUCAAUGACGAAACUGAUCUCCCAGAAUCCCGAGUGGUGAUUGAGAGGGGCAUGGCCUGGGAGUACAACAACAGGAAUGAGCAGGAGUCCAUCCAGACCACAGGACCCUUGAAGUACGGAGUCCUGCUAAUGGUGCGUCCUCACGGUGUCUCCAAGGUGACCGUGUCCUACAAGUACACCAUCCAGGACAGGCUCAGGUCCUCGCUGCAGUCCAACCUGGUGCAGGAGGACACGGCCUUCUACGAGUGGGCCCUGAAGAGAUGGUCUCACUGCUCCAAACCCUGUGGAGGAGGGAAACAGUACACAAGGUUCGGCUGCAGGAGGAAGGCUGACGGGAAAAUGGUCCACAGGACGUUCUGCACCAACAUCAACAAACCAAGAGCCAUCAGCCGCAACUGCAACAGCGACACCUGCAGCUCACUACGAUGGGUGACAGGGGAUUGGGAGGAGUGCAGCGCCUCCUGUGGUCAGACAGGGUGGCAGCGUCGCUUGGUUAGCUGCCAGAAGGCAUCCAGCAGGGGGCAGCACAUGCACUCAGUACCCAGCAAGUUCUGCAGUGAUGGACGCCCGGAGGGAAAACGAACCUGUAACCGUCACCCCUGCCCUGAUUCCUGGCGCUCUGGACCCUGGACUCGGUGUUCGGUGACUUGUGGCAAUGGGACUCAGGAGCGACAGGCUGUGUGUUUGAAUCCUGAAGGCUCUGCUGGAAACUGCAGUGACCAAAAACCAAACACACUGCGCACCUGCCACGCCCCAUCCUGCAACGGUGACCAGAAGAACUUCAUCAUCCAGUGGCUGUCUCGGUCCACCACAGACUUUCAAACACCAAACCCCAACUCCAGGCAGCGUUGCCGUGGCGACCGUUCUGUGUUUUGUGGGAUGGAGGCGUUGAGUCGGUACUGUACCAUUGCUGGAUACAGACAGAUGUGCUGCAAAUCCUGCAGCGACUCGAGCAGCAGCUUGUGGAAUUCAAGCACACAAGAUGUGACAUCAGCGUCUGACAGUGACAUCACCAGAACACCGCCUCCCACUUUCACUGCAACCCCGGCUCCCACCAGCAGGGGCAGCACCACUGACUUCACCUAUGUGGAAUAUGAGGAUUAUGAACAGUUCUCGUCCUACGAGGACUCGCCGCCCCCGACAACAACGUCCCCAGUGCCCUCUGCCCCAGAGUUCCACAGUACAGCACUGUGGGUGGAGCCUGAUGAUGUCAUCAGAGGUGGACCCAGUGUCACCAACAGAACAUCAGGAGGGAGGAGCCAUAAAGUCAGAGUGACAGGGAGCAAACCUUCAACAUCUUUACCCUUCUCAUCGUCUAUGACCCUGACCCGAGCGGACGAGAAGAAGGAGAACGAGGUCCCGUAUCGGGUCUUUGGACUGGACACGGACCGCAGCCAGCAGAGUGUCUUUGUGCCACGCAUGCCGCCAUUCCAUGAACGCACACAAAACAAACGCAUCCAGGAACUUCUAAACGAGAAGCGCCGGCAGGACGUUCUGAGCAGACCCGGUCGGGCCAAAGACCCGGAGUCCUGAGUCCUCGUGCAUCUUUUGAUCGCAGUCAGCUAAUGAGGCCUAAAGGCCUGGCACCACUGCUGAGAACCAGUGAGGACCUUCCAGAAGUUCCAGAGAACUAAUCCUGGUCAAUCCAGAUUCAACCUCCACAGCUGAAACUCUAAAAGUCCGACACACUCAAGUUAUUGUUUCCAAAACACAUUUUUAAAUGCACUGUGGUUAGACCACGCCCCCUUCAUCAAACAUGUGUGGCCAAAGCCAUGGUUUAGAAAUGCCCCGCCCAAAGGUGUGGCCAAAGUCUAAGCUCCUCCCAACCAUUCCACUAGGAAGAAAUGAUGAUUGUUGAAAGAAAUGGACUUGAAUGCUUCACAUAAGAAACAACUGUUUCAAAGGGCUUGAACCACUAAAUGAACCAAAUAAGUCACAGUUUCACUGUUCUGAAGCACUCAAAAGACAAAAUGACGAAGCAGCUGCUGCACAAAUGAUUCACUGUUUCAAAGUGUUUGGAAUAAAAUGAAAAUAAUUUACAUUUUUAGAACACUGUAAUGGUGACAUCUAGUGGACAGUCGAAGCUCUGAUGAUGAAUUCCAGGUGACAAUCUUUAGGGACUGCCCCCAAGACUCCACAGAAUAUAG
Molecule: messenger RNA, 4608 nt
Organism: Thalassophryne amazonica
Lineage: Eukaryota; Metazoa; Chordata; Actinopteri; Batrachoidiformes; Batrachoididae
Product: A disintegrin and metalloproteinase with thrombospondin motifs 2-like
Exons: 25
Coding region: 68-3994 (1308 amino acids)
Biological process (GO): extracellular matrix organization; proteolysis
Cellular component (GO): extracellular matrix
Molecular function (GO): metalloendopeptidase activity
Source: RefSeq, a predicted model, not a curated record